AUGAAAAGCGCGGCUUCCGCGUAUUAUGAGCUGUACAAGCCCUCUAGAAGUACAUGCUCAGUAUCAACCGGAGGACAGGGGUACCUAUGGCAGCUGCCGCAGCAUGCCUGGGCACCCUUGGAAGGAGAGUGGCUCUCAGUGCAUCAACAGGGCCUCGUUGGUGAUCAGCAAAGCCUGAACCCCCGGGGGGAGAAGGAGCGCAGGAGGCAGGCCAUGGAUUUGGCGUCCCACCUCCGAGCCGCCUGCACAAACGGGAAAAGGCUAGACGCCUGUAAAACCUCUUUUUUCUCUUCUCCUGGUCCUUGGAAUGGCUGCUCUAAUGCUGAAGGAGGUCGAGAAAUAUCUCAAGAGAGCUCCACGCUUGAACAAGAGGCCUCUUACGUUUGUCUGUGCGUAUGGGUGAACUUGAGCGACUGUCUUCGGGGAUCCGCGUCUCGGGACCGCCCCGUUUCUUUUUCCAUCUCGUCAGCUGAAGCCUUCGUGCUCCAGCACCUGUUGCCUCUCUCCUUCCCUUUGCAGAGUAUUUCGCUGCUGCUUAAGGAGCCUCCCCCUGUGCUCACGCCUCUUGCCCUUGCCGUGAUUAAGCGGCCCUAUCAAUAUCAGGGGGGAGAGGCUCAGCUGAAGGCAGUACAGGGCAUGCAGCUCUCUGCGGCGGCGAAGUUAGCGAGUGAGGGGAGACACGGGGGGUUGCUAGCCUCCGCUUCGAGAGAAUGGCAGGCACUGAGAGCCAGCAUACUGAAUGCUACGGACUUAGAGGAAUGGCGACACUUCCUGGCUUUCGCCGCGGCUUUGUUGGAAGCGUCGCUACCGGGAGGCCUCAUGCAGCAGGCACAUGACCCCGCCUUCGAGGGUUCGCACGGGCUGUACGAGCUGCACCAGCGGCAGGAGAGGGAAAAAAUACAUAGCCGAUUGUGGCUUGAGGCAGUGGAAGCGGCCAUUAUGAGGGGCCCUUGCAUUUGUGGAGGCUGGGGGUGUCUCCUGCACUGUGCGCUUGCGCCCCAGGCAGCCACCGUCGCUCGCCACUUUGAUUUUGCUGCAGCGCGUGGGUGGGGUGUUAAGGUGGAUCCUGCUGUCGACGGCAAGGGAAGCGCAGCCUUUUCACAGCUACUGCACCGUGCCUGUGCUUCUCAGGGGCUUCAAGGGCGGCCGGUACAGCCACAAGCCGGCCCUAGCGUAGAUGCGCUUUCGACGGCUGCUUCCUUGAGAGCCUUGCACAGCUCAGAGGUCGCAUCUCCAGAGGACACACCACAGCAGCACACUCCAAAGAGCCAUCAGCCGCAGCAGCAAAAGGGACUGAGCAGUCCAUGUGCGGCCCCUUGCCCCUGCCGCUUGUGUGCAUUGUCUUCCCUCCAGCUGCACCGUGUGCUGUGUCUCCUCGACCCGCUGUCUCUCGCUGUCUUUUCCUGCACAUCUAAGGCGCACUGGGUAGCAGCGCAAGUUGUUGUGUCUGGCUUAGAGGCGGUUGGCUCUUCCUGGAUUCAUUCUCCGGGUGUCCGGCCCUUCUGGGAAGAGUCGGAUGGGGAAGAAGGCGGACUGCAGCGUAUACCGGGUAACUUACCAGCGGCAGCUAGGAGGGGGGCAGUUGCAGGUGGAAGAGGUCGCCGAAGCGCAACAGGAGGCCUGUUCAGACACCAGGUUCAUGCUCUGCUGUGGCUGAGACACCGCGAGAGACAAAACGCCCCCCAGCAGCCCCCAGCAGAUCUGCAUCAAUCGUGGCGUCUUCUUGGCAAUAGGCUCGCUGCGCAGAAAGUGGCUGAAGAGGGUAGCCGCGCCGAAAAGGUCGUGCGGCGGCUUAAGAGUGACCUACUUUCUCCUUCAGCCCCCUCCGGAGGCGGGAUUGGACGUGACGGAGAACUUGACUCUGAGACAGCUUGGCCGUGGCCUAGGCGAAAUGAUUGCCGCCCAGCAGAUGACUUGCUCAAGAACAUGUGCACUUGGAUUGAGCUGCCGCUCCCGCGCAGCAGCUGGCUAAGUGAAGCGCGUUCGAGGAGGGCGGCGCAAAAGGAGAACCUUACCGCGCUGCAAGCCGACAAAAGCAGCCCGGCAGCCCAGCCUCCAACGACUGCCUUUCGCGUCGAGGAAUCGCAAGGUUUGAGGCUCCUGCAGGGACAAGGGAAAUGUUUGCGCGUCUUUUCGAGCAGCCACCCCAAAGAUCUCGUGCUGCUAGGCGACCGUUGUGGCGCAGCGGAAGCAUGUACUACCUCCGCUGCUUCUAGUGCAGAGGGUGGCCCUGCGAUAUUGCUGCCACAUUUGCUAGAAACGGCUCAAUCUCGGGGAGACUUCUCUCUGUAUGUCGCUUCUGACUUGAAGGUUGCCCUUUUAGGAUACAGCGGUGGUUCCUUUGAAUCGUCGUAUGACCAGGAUGUUGAAGGGCGACGGCGGCAGCCAGAUGCUGCUUGUGUAGGGGGCAUGUUCUGCGAUGAUCCAGGACUAGGCAAGACGCUUUCCCUUCUCUCCUUGGCCGUUCUUUGUAAAUCCCGAAAGCACAUGCCCCCGCGCCAUGUAUGGCCUCCGCCAGCCUCCAUACCGUCUUCGACAUCGCAGGCAGCCGCAGAGCACGCCACGGAGGAAGUCUUGCAGGCUCCACUGAUGAGAAAAACUCGCACGCGGACAAGACAGGCCCGCAUGCUGGGAGGGGCUUCACGAACUGCAGGCAACCCCUGCAAGGCAAAAGUGCAUGACACAGCGGAUGAAAUAAAUUGCAGGGAGCAGCGAUGCCACCACAGUAUCACCCCAAAUACCUCGAGAUAUGCUGCAUCAGCCCUUCCUGCUUCGCCACCCCUGGGCAUCCUCGCUACGCAGUCUGGCUCUGCUCAUCACAGAUUGUCUAGAGACGAGAAUCUCUCGCUCGUCCAUAAUUUGUGGCGUAUCCCAUCUUCAACUGUCAGGGAGCACUUCCAAGGACGACGCGAACUCGACAUAGUCGAGACUCGCGGCAGAAUGCGUCAUCUUGUGGCUGAAAUCUACCCUGAGGCCGGCCUGUGGACUGCCUAUAUUUUCCAUAUGCAGACGUGCCUAUCAGAGGCAACGGGAACAUGGAGAUUCGUGAAGAUCGAUUUUCAGGCGUUGAGACUUUCUUUUGCUACAAUGAUUCGUGAAGAGUGCCUAGCGCACAUAGUGUCAAUUUGGUGGUACCUCCUGUGCUCUGCUUCCCCUGGACAGCCCACGUUCCCCCCCCAAGAACCCCUUCUGCCGAUCGAAGGUUCUCAGCGUCUCGCUGAAGACUUGUGCAGAGGGCGCGUGCUCAGCGAAUGGCAGCUAAAGGGGGGCGAGGAGAAGACAGCCGCUUUAAGGUCCAAGUUGCAGCGUAUCUACAGGGACCUCCAUAUUGACUCCACCAUUUCCAGACCAAAUCACCACGGGCUGAUGCUGUCCAGUCAGAUAAGUGACGCCGUCAGACAAGUGGAGCAGCAAACUGCGCAAGCGAAGAAGCUGCUCAGUGCGCGAGACGCAGAAAACACACUCGCGCUAGAGCCCAAUCCUUCUGUGCAGACACCGGGAGGAGCGCUGCAAGUGAAGAUGGAGGAAAGGCCCUGUGAAGGGAACCAAGAAGACUCUGCUUUAGCUUCCACAGAUCCACCCCCUCCUAAACGUCAAUGCCGGAGUCCAGCAGCAUGCGUAACAGAGGCAAAGGCGGGUGUAGAAGCACCCACACCACCUUCGUCAACAUCCGUCCCAGGCAGCUCUCCUGAUCAAGCCACCCUAUCUCACGUUCCUUUGCUGAGGGGCAGAAUCUUGCGGUCGCCUCCGCAGUAUCUGUGCUCCAAUACGACUCUAGUGAUAUGUCCUCCCUUUCUUGCGAGGCACUGGGAGGCGCAGCUGGAGCAGUGGUUUGGCUGGCACCACCUACCCCCUUCUGAGCGUGUGAAGGUUCUUGUGUUUGAGCGGCCAGCAGAGCUAGCCUCUGUUUCUCGAUUCGACAUCGCAGCGAGUGACAUUGUGGUGGUCACCACUAAUGUGCUGACAAAGGAAUUUAGCAGGUGCCUCGCCAAUCCUCUAGAGACACCUGAGCAGCAAAAGCAGCAGCCACGACGGCGCUCUGAGUGUCUGGCUUCUGGUGCAGCAGCAGAAGAACGCUUUUGGGAUCAACUUAUGCUACGUGACGAAGAGAGUGAAGGCAUAGACUCAGAGGAAAUGACGCUUCUGCAGCGGCUAGCGAGCGUCAUGCCGAGAGAUCAGCAACAGAAGCUGGCUUCUGUGCUCAAACGGCGGAGUCGGCAGCCUCAGAGCAGUCUUUUCACCUCACCUGGCUCUGCAGCCGGUGCCAGAGGCAUUAGCCGCAUUCAGUGCGCUAAAUCGCCGCUUCUAGGAGUUCACUUUGAAAGAAUUGCAGUUGAUGAGGGGCAUAGGCUCGCUCAGAGUGGCAGUCUGCACGUCCAGCUUGCCUGCACACUGCGCGCCAACAAACGGUGA
This is a messenger RNA of Cyclospora cayetanensis, 4413 nucleotides long. RefSeq lists its product as uncharacterized. Bases 1 to 4413 code for a protein of 1470 amino acids. Gene Ontology annotation, molecular function: ATP-dependent chromatin remodeler activity; ATP binding. The record is from RefSeq and is a predicted model, not a curated record. NCBI's taxonomy places the organism in Eukaryota, Apicomplexa, Conoidasida, Eucoccidiorida, Eimeriidae. The transcript has 10 exons.